AAGAUGGAGUGGGGAGGAGAGUAUUCUCUGGAUUCUUCCAAUUUAGACUGUUUGUUAAAUGUCCUUCCUGGAGAAUUGGAGUUUCAACAAAUCCUUAGUGAUCUUGAUGAAAAAAUAAAGAAGAAUUCUUCUAGCAUAGAACAGUGUCUUAAAGAACUGCAAUCAGAAGUAAACGAAAUAUGUACCGGUGAAUUACUGCAAAGCACAACUGACUGCCUGCAGUGGCUGAACAACUGCAGUUUUAGUUUUCUCAGACCUUCUUCUACACACCACGGAGAGCUGAUGGAGUUCCUUAGGACCCUGCAAAGCUUGCUGAAGAACGAGCAAAAUCAAGAAGAAAUGAUACUUCACUUCCUCCUGGAUCUCUCUAGUCAGUGUGGUGUCUCAUUCCCCUGUACUCCAAGUGGGACGUCCUUUGAGUUAACGUCUUCCCUUCAUGCCAUUGAGGAUGAUUCAGCUAUGGAUGUGAAAUCUCUCUGGGAUGAUGUCAGGUUGCAUCUUCGGCGAUUUUUAGUAAAUAGACUGCAAACUCAAGAAGAAACAAAUGCGAAUGCUAUACAACAACAGCUGGAGUUUAAAACUCAGUGCAUACAGCAACUUUUGUUUCUUUAUCCUGAAUCAGAAGUCUUAACAAAGUACCAAAAUAUGCAGAAUAAACUGGUUAGCGAUCUUCUACAGAACUGUGUUUUGUCUAGUUGUGGUGAAACAAAUUUUGAUAAGGUGGUUCAUGGUUACCAAAGUUCAGUACCCACGUUGUGCACAAUGAUAAAAGAGGAUGUGUAUAUACUAAGUGGAACUAUUGACCCUUCUUCAUCACUGAAGUUUAUUAAUGAAACUUAUCUGGAUACCAUCACCGAAGAAAUGACAGUUCUUCUUGAAAGACUUUGUGAGCUGCAGUUCAAAGAAAAUGCUCUACAUAUAGUUAAGGCAAACAAGAUUUCAAAGAAGCAUAGAGGAGCAGUUCAUGCUGUGGGUUAG
Messenger RNA from Mesitornis unicolor (brown roatelo), 978 nucleotides. Its product is annotated as KIAA0825 ortholog. The transcript has 3 exons. The coding region runs from base 4 to 978 and encodes 324 amino acids. Lineage: Eukaryota; Metazoa; Chordata; Aves; Mesitornithiformes; Mesitornithidae. The record is from RefSeq and is a predicted model, not a curated record.